AUGAAUUUUGAAUACAAACCAGUAUUGAAACCAUUAAAAGUUUAUUUCGUUAAUCCUCUAGCUCCAGCAUCUCAAUUAGCAAUAGUGAAAAUCAUGUCUGGUUUAGUAUUCGGCAAUGAGCAGUCGAUUGAUAUGACUCUGGUAGUUUACUCUAAUGAGAUAAAAUCUGCUGAAGCUUUUGGAUUGGAAAUAGAAUCAUGUGCCUUUUCAUGUACUAAUUCGAUAAAAGUGUCUUCUGAUUUGCCUUGCGUUUCAGAUGCUGAUGUUAUUUGUUUUAUAACAAAUUUUAGUAACCCAAAUUAUUUUGGUUUGGAAGUGUCUGAGGAGGAAUUUGAUGCUUUAUAUCUUACAAUAAAAGUAGCUCUUAGUUUGAAGUGGGCAGUUAAUAAAGGGAAUACAUUAGAAACGUACAAAGAAGAACCAAACUUAAAGAUGGUUGAACACGAUCAACCAAACCCCGUAUUCAUGACCGAUGGCUUAGUGGCAACAGAUAUUAUUAAAACACUAUCCAACAAUUUGCCUCACAAUAUCUUAUUCUAUCCAACGCCUUUAACAGCAAUCGCUAAGUCCGUUCUAAGUGAUUAUUUAGACAUACCCUGCAAAGUAAUCAAUGAUAUUUUUGUUUGGGCCGCUAAUGACAAAGUAUUUCACAUUGAAGUGCAAAAACCUUUGAUAAUUGAUGACAGCAUAGAAACAAAAUCGAAGUGUGAUUGGGAUAUGGUUGGAAAAGAUUUAUUAAAAACUUUUGAUUUAGAUUCAACCCAAUUAAGUGCUUCUUGGUUAAAGAAGGAUUUUAUUGAAAAAGUAAGCGACCAGCUGAAUGGGACCUAUAUUCAUCAAUUGCGCUUCCGUUCAUGUAUCGAAUUAGUACUAGGGUUGGCAACCGAGAGGGUGGCUAGGGGCUCAAAUUUAAAUGGUGGGGGAAGGUGUGGUGUAGCAAUUCGUCUCGUCAGUCCAGUUCUAGCUUAUCGAACAUUCCACACUGGGCUGGCACAUGUUAACUGA
Danaus chrysippus (African queen) is the source of this 1005-nucleotide messenger RNA. Lineage: Eukaryota; Metazoa; Arthropoda; Insecta; Lepidoptera; Nymphalidae. The record is from the annotation of a GenBank genome assembly.